CGGCAACCCAAGCCCACCGUCCUCCGAUCACCCUCCCCUACCCUUCACGUACUCGCCCCUUCGCCCUGCCCGUCUCUGCUUCAUGUUCGAAAGUGCAUGCCGCACGGUGAAUCCAACGAGCACCCUCCUGGCUUCAUGACUCGAUAGAAUCUGCCUGGACUCAACUAUCCACAAUAGAACUCCGCUCGUCAAGAUGCGAGCCGGCCACUUGCUGCUCUCGCGUUCUUCGCUUUCGCACCUUCUGCUCAUCUUCACGCUCCUUUCCACGUUUACAGCAGCUAGCUUCGUCCGGAGCCGUGCGCCAUCGCCGCAGCGAACUGCUGGUGCCGCCAGCCGCCGCGACCUGAUUAGCGACACAGUCGAGAACAUACUCCACCCUGUCAUCCACUUUGCACCGACCGUCCUAGGUAUCAGUAUCAACAACAAGGGACUGCAGCUUGACAAUGGCACCAACCCCAAUGACCCGGUCCAAGUAAGCCAGGCGCUACAGACGCAGCCUCCACCAAUCGACCUUGGGCAGCUGCUUCAAGACAUCACGCCCAAUUAUAACACCAGCAAAACGCUGGACUCUGCCUGCUCGGCCAUUCACACCGCUCUGCCGAACAACGACUACGUCGGCCGCGUCUGUACCACCCCCGAGUGCAUUCAGUCCACGACGCAUUACUACAAUGCUCGUCAAGCCGGCAACCGCCCGGCGUGCGUCACGUACCCAACGAGCAGCCAGGAUGUGGUGACAAUCAUGAAGUUGCUGAGAGAGUACGACGUCACAUACGCCAUCAAGGCUGUGGGCCACUCGACAGGCUACAACUUUACGACAGCUCUCGGCUUCAGCAGCACCACGGGGAUCUUGAUCGACAUGUCUAAGAUGAAGGCGGUCAGCUACGACGCAAGCACUGGGAUCGCACGCUGGGAACCAGGUCAGAGCUGGGGCGAGCUCGCUACGACAAUGGCGCAGUACGGCGCACAAGUUGUCGGUGGUCGCCUCGGCGCCGUCGGACCCGGCCUCAGCUUUGGCGGCGGCAUCUCGUGGUACUCGGGCCAAGUCGGCUUUGCGAGUGACACCACACACGCGUUCGAGAUUGUCCUUGCGGAUGGUACGUUUAUCAUUGCCACACAGGAUAACCAAUACAGUGACCUGUGGUGGGCAGCCAAGGUCGGCAUGAACUCGUUCGGUAUCAUCACCGCCGUACACUCGCGCACGCUACCUGGCACGACCACCUACGGCGGUUCCGUGAUCUUCCCGACCGACAAGAUGCUGGACGUGCUCGGCGCCUAUGCCAACUGGAUCAACGGUGGUGCAGACAAGUGCAAGAAGGGGUUCGUCUUACCCGCCAUCACUGACUUUUUUGUUGAGUCGCUCAUCACCCGCCUUAACAUCUUCGAGUUCUUCUUUGAUGGAACCGACCCAGGAGAGUGCUUCAAGGAUUUCAACAUCAUCAACACGCUCUACGAUGACCGCAAGGUGCAGCCAUAUCCGGACUUCCUCAACAAAGCGCUCACCAACCAGCAAUUUGUCUUUUCUGGCUUCAACAAUGCGUUGUACUCCUCGGUGACGGACCUCAUUAACAAGGACCAGCUGCUUGCAAUCUACAAUGCAUGGGAGGAAUACUCGGUCCAGACAUCAGGGGCGUACCUGCAGAACACCCUCAGCUUCUCAGUCAUCACCAAGACGGGCCUCGCCGCAUCGCAAGCAAACGGCGGCAACGCGAUGGGAGUCUCAGGCGGCGAUGGUUAUCUCUGGGUUUGCUAUGCAGAAGGUUCCAUACCCGCCAUUGGCGCUCUGAUGGAUACGAAGCUAUUUGGCCUGACGCCGCAGGCGGCGCAGGCGGUGCCCAAAAGCCAGCGCAAGCUGCCGCUGUAUGCCAACUACGCCCGGCUCGAGCAGAAGCCGUUCUUGACGUAUGGCGGCAUCGAACUUCUUCGACAGAUCAAGAAGAAGUACGACCCCGACAACUUCAUUAGCUCUCACACCACUGGGCACGACUUCUACUGAACACAAUGUAUGCAUUGCAGCAUCCAAGCGCACAGCCUUUCUUGAAUCUAUGGAUUGUGGUGCAUCUGUCUAUUCCCAUGUGCGCCUAACCUAUACAUUCAGCGAGCACUAAUAGUCCAAGAACUGCCCCAUAAGCCCUCGCUGCCGUUUUACUUGGUUUGGAGCCAGAAGCGAAGGGAGACCACGAUGGGAACAUGACAUACAACAACUGCUGCGGAUGUG
Molecule: messenger RNA, 2215 nt
Organism: Tilletiaria anomala UBC 951
Lineage: Eukaryota; Fungi; Basidiomycota; Exobasidiomycetes; Georgefischeriales; Tilletiariaceae
Product: FAD-binding domain-containing protein
Exons: 4
Coding region: 194-1993 (599 amino acids)
Molecular function (GO): FAD binding
Source: RefSeq, a predicted model, not a curated record